Messenger RNA from Mastomys coucha (southern multimammate mouse), 2309 nucleotides. RefSeq names its product solute carrier family 39 member 7 (gene Slc39a7). Gene Ontology annotation, cellular component: membrane. Gene Ontology annotation, biological process: zinc ion transmembrane transport; intracellular zinc ion homeostasis. Gene Ontology annotation, molecular function: zinc ion transmembrane transporter activity. The record is from RefSeq and is a predicted model, not a curated record. The transcript has 7 exons. Lineage: Eukaryota; Metazoa; Chordata; Mammalia; Rodentia; Muridae. The coding region runs from base 423 to 1820 and encodes 465 amino acids.
CGCCAUGUUGGUAAAGGUAGCGGGGCGCGGGCCGAAGGGAGCUCUUCCGGAUCUCGCGGGAGCUCGAGGCGUGAGUGCCACGUCCCAGCAAACCGAGAACCGAGAGGAUCCCGGAGCCGGUGAGGACUCCCCGCUGCUGCCUUACGGCGCUUUCCAGGCCUCGACCUCCCCCACCCCCCAACUAGUGGGCCAUAGAGACGAGGGCCCAGAGAGACCGUGAAGUUGGCGAUCAAAGGCUAGAGCGGGGUCGGGGGUGGGGGCCGCUGCAUCCAGGAAGGGUGUUGGGAUGAAGAGGACUGCCCUCGGGAACAAUGUAAGAGGGGAGCGAGUCGUGUAGAGGCGGACAGAAGGGCUUCAAGGGGAGCGGGCCCCGCAGAGUCGAAAGUCAAGCAGAGUCAUCCCCGGCUCCUCUGCUCAUCGGGAUGGCCGGGGGUCUGCGGGCCCCCCGCUGGGUGGCUGUGGGACUGCUGACCUGGGCGGCUUUGGGGCUGCUGGUGGCCGGACACGAGGGUCAUGGUGACCUGCACAGAGAUGUGGAAGAAGACUUCCAUGGCCACAGCCACGGGCACUCACAUGAAGAUUUCCACCAUGGGCACAGCCACGGCCAUGGCCAUACUCAUGAGAGCAUCUGGCACGGGCAUGCCCACAGCCACGAUCAUGGACAUUCCCAUGAGGAUCUGCACCAUGGCCAUAGCCAUGGCCACUCCCAUGAUAGCCUCCACCGCAGAGGACACGGACAUGCCCAUGAACAUAGCCAUGGAGCUUCCGGGGAGGCUGGGGCUCCAGGCAUCAAGCACCACCUGGACACUGUCACCCUCUGGGCCUAUGCACUGGGGGCCACCGUGCUGAUCUCUGCAGCUCCGUUCUUCGUACUCUUCCUCAUCCCAGUGGAGUCAAACUCGCCCAGGCAUCGCUCUCUGCUCCAGAUCCUGCUCAGUUUUGCUUCUGGGGGGCUCCUGGGUGAUGCGUUCCUCCACCUCAUCCCUCACGCCUUGGAACCUCAUUCUCAUCACACCCCGGAGCAGCCUGGACACGGACACUCCCACAGCGGCCAAGGCCCCAUUCUCUCAGUGGGGCUGUGGGUUCUCGGUGGGAUUGUCGCCUUCCUUGUGGUGGAGAAGUUUGUGAGACACGUGAAAGGCGGACACGGACACAGCCACGGGCAUGGAGACAGCCACGCUCACGGACACAGCCACGCGCAUGGAGACAGACACGAGUGUUCAAGGGAAAAGCCGAGCUCUGAGGAAGAAAAGGAAGCAGGGGGGGUGCGGAGAAGGAGAGGAGGAAACCCGGGGCCCAGAGAUGGCCCCGUGAAACCUCAGAACCCUGAAGGAGAAAGAGCAGGCUCAGACCUGCGUGUGUCCGGGUACCUGAAUCUGGCUGCUGACUUGGCACACAACUUCACAGACGGGCUGGCCAUUGGUGCUUCCUUUCGUGGGGGCCGAGGGCUAGGGAUCCUGACCACAAUGACAGUCCUGCUGCAUGAGGUGCCUCAUGAGGUCGGGGACUUCGCCAUCUUGGUCCAGUCUGGCUGCAGCAAGAAGCAGGCGAUGCGUCUGCAACUCGUGACUGCAAUUGGAGCAUUGGCAGGCACAGCCUGUGCCCUUCUCACGGAGGGAGGGGCAGUGGGCAGUGAAGUGGCAGGUGGUGCAGGUCCCGGCUGGGUCCUGCCAUUCACUGCAGGUGGAUUUAUCUAUGUAGCCACAGUGUCCGUGCUACCGGAGCUAUUGAGAGAGGCAUCUCCAUUGCAGUCACUUCUGGAGGUGCUGGGGCUGCUGGGGGGUGUUGCCAUGAUGGUCCUGAUUGCCCAUCUUGAGUGAGGGGUGGGGUGUCCUGGCCACUGCUAAUGCCAGAAGGAGUUUCAGCCUUGGAGAUUAGCGUCUUUGCUAUUUGAGGUCUUAGAGGUAUGAGAGUCAUACGGAGCAUGAGAGGCCAGCGGGACCACGGUGUGGGAGGCUGCCCAGCAGGGUUGUCGAUUUUGGGAAAAUAAAUGGGACCAUGAAGAAGGCUGGGAAGACAGUGGCCUACCUGUUGGUCCCUAGGCUACAUUUCCCAGAACCAGCAUGCCACACGGGCCCUCCAAGGUCCAUCUCCCUCCGAACUAGUUAGUGAUGGCUUCAGGGGAGACCUGGCAGAAGGAGUGGGGUAGACAUCAAUCGUGUGUCCUGAUUUAAAAGGGGGGGCCGGCAGGGGUGUUACUUGAAAAAAUGUCACAGCCUGAUUUUUGUUUCUACUCAUUUUAUACCACUGUUUGAAUGGGUGGGGAGGAACGGUGACCAGAAAUAAAAGAACUUGGAUCUUCUGCCCCA